CGCGCGCCGCCCGCCGCCGCCGCGCACCGACAAACUUUAACGCCGACAAGUGCCGGGGACCGGUGCCGGCUCCCGCCCGCUUCGCUCCGAGCAGAGCCCGAGCAUCUCUGGCAACUUUCUCGAGGGACGCCGCCCCCGCCCGUCCGCGGCCCCCCAUGCCGCCGCCGAGGGAACCCCAGCGCGUCCUGGCGCCGCGGCGGCUCCGCGUCGAGGCGAGGGCGACCCGCGCGGGUGCUGGUGCCAGAAGAAAAGAAUGAUUGACGGGAAACAGACAUCAGCCUGUAGACUCUCACCCCUUUGCUUCAGAUACCGAUUUAUCAGUGCAUCUGGGCAUCCCCUGUGAGCCGUGAACACGGAGGAUCACUCAGGGUUAUCGACAGUGUAGCUGAAGACCCACAACUUCACAAAUUAUUAUCUACUGUUGGACAUCUUUUACAAGAAGCCCUGACAAAUAAGUUAUAAGACAAAGGACACGCUCUACAUUGUUGUGAAAGGCCGUCACUGGGGUCUGUGUGGCUUCUACCAAAGUCUUCAACUUAGUAAAACAAACGCUGUAUCCUAAUGCCUCACGUUUAAAUUGGAACCUAUUUUAUAAAAUAUAUACAUGCAUAUGUACAUAUAUCUAUAAUCUAUAGACUGAACAUACGUCAAUACUGAGCAUCUUUACGAAGGUGACCUAAAAGGAUUUAGAGAUGUAUUUGUCAAGAUUUCUGUCACUUCACGCCCUCUGGGUCACUGUAUCUUCUGUGAUGCAGCAUUAUCCUUCCGUGUGGGGACAUUAUGACGUGUGUAAGACCCAAAUUUACACAGAAGAAGGAAAAGUAUGGGAUUACAUGGCCUGCCAGCCAGAAGCCAGAGACAUGAUCAAAUACGUAAGAGUGACUCUGGAUCCCCCAGAUAUAACAUGUGGAGAUCCUCCUGAGACUUUCUGUGCAAUGGGGAACCCCUACAUGUGCAAUAAUGAAUGUGAUGCAAGUACCCAAGAACUGGCUCAUCCUCCAGAAUUGAUGUUUGAUCUUGAAGGAAGACAUCCAUCCACAUUUUGGCAGUCCACAACUUGGAAGGAUUAUCCUAAGCCUCUUCAUGUUAAUAUUACACUCUCCUGGAACAAAACCAUUGAGCUGACAGAUAACAUAGUUAUCACUUUUGAAUCUGGCCGUCCAGACCAAAUGAUCCUGGAGAAAUCCCUCGACUAUGGACGAACAUGGCAGCCCUACCAGUAUUAUGCCACAGACUGUUUAGAUGCUUUCCACAUGGAUCCAAAAUCAGUGAGGGAUUUAUCACAGCAUACAGUCCUAGAAAUCAUUUGCACGGAAGAAUACUCUACUGGAUAUAUGACAAACAGUAAAAUAAUCCACUUUGAAAUCAAAGAUAGAUUUGCUUUUUUUGCUGGACCUCGGCUUCAUAAUAUGGCUUCUCUUUAUGGCCAGCUUGACACAACCAAGAAAUUAAGAGAUUUCUUUACCAUCACAGAUCUGAGGAUAAGAUUGCUUAGACCAGCAACUGGAGAAAUAUAUGUAGAUGAGCAACACCUGGCACGGUACUUUUAUGCCAUCUCAGACAUAAGGGUAUAUGGAAGGUGUAAGUGCAACCUUCACGCUACUGGCUGUAAAGAAGAAAACAAAAGACUACUUUGUGAAUGUGAGCAUAACACAACUGGCCCAGACUGUGGAAAAUGCAAGAAGAAUUACCAGGGCCGACCAUGGAGCCCUGGUUCUUAUCUGCCUAUACCUAAGGGCACUGCUAAUAUCUGUAUACCCAGUAUUUCCAGUAUUGGUAAUCCUCCAAAGUUUGAUAGGAUAUGGCCGAAUAUUUCUUCUCUUGAGGUUUCUAAACCAAAUCAAGUUGCUCCCAAAUUAUCUAUGACAACUGUUUCUUCUGUUCAAGUUGCAAACCACAAGAGAGACUGUGAAUGCUUCGGGCACUCCAACCGGUGCAGUUACAUCGAGCUGCUCAAUACGGUCAUUUGCGUGAGCUGUAAGCACAACACUAGAGGUCAGCACUGUGAGUUAUGCAGGCUGGGCUACUUCAGAAAUGCUUCUGCAGAGCUGGACGAUGAAAAUGUGUGCAUAGACUGUUAUUGUAACCCUUUUGGUUCAGUCCAUGAUCGCUGUAAUGACAGAGGAUUUUGUGAGUGUAAGGAGGGAGCAUCAGGGCCUAAAUGUGAUAAAUGUCUGCCGGGAUAUAUCUGGCACAGCUUGGGCUGUCAACCAAAUGUGUGCGACAAUGAGCUCCUGCACUGCCAGAAUGGAGGGACAUGCAUCAACAACGUGCGGUGCCAGUGCCCUCCAGCCUACACUGGCAUCUUAUGUGAGAAGCUUAAGUGUGAACGGGAUCCAGGAGGCUGCAGCCAAAGCUCCACCCAGGGGGCAAUAUCCCACAGUCCCUUAUUACUGCUGAUGGCCCUACUAGGAGCAGCCAGACUUCACAUGUGCUAGGCUUUGUUUGGUCAAUGGCAUUGUAUUUGGACUGCUUCAAAAGAACAUGCCACAUGAAAACAAAACAAAAUCCAAGUGUUUGCUACUGAAAUCUCAAAAAGGAAAAAGAAAGAAAAAAAUAACACAUACAAACUUGGAAGGCCUAACUGAACUAAGCCAUAUUAAUCAGUUAUGGACGGCACUCUGAGUCAAGACUGCUCACCACAACCGGAGAUGGGCUGGCAGCUCCUGCUCUGCCCAAUCAGUGCUGGCUGCCAGGCUCACAGAGGACAAACAGCUUGGACAGCCCCAAAACGGGAAAAGGGAAACGAAAAACAUUUGCUACUCCUCUCUGGUGCGCUGCUGUACCUCCGCCCAGUGUGUGGACCAACCAAAUAAAGGCAUUCUUUGCUGUCAGUGCAUUGUGGGUAUAAGGAAAUCUGUAAAAGCUGCCAUAUUGGCCUGCUUCAGUCCCCGAAUCCUCUCCAACCUGUGCUUUAGUGAACGUUGCUCUGUAACCCUUGUUGGUUGAAAGAUUUCUUUGUCUGAUGUUAGUGAUGCACAUGUGUAACAGCCCCCUCAAUAAAACUCAAGCCAGUCAUAUCCUUGUAUACCUUAGCAGCACCGCAUCAGUACGAUGCCGUGUUCACCUACUGUACAAGAGUGGCUAUAGGACAAAAAGUGUAUUUAUCCUUUUGUAUUCAAAUGAAGUUAUUUUUCUUGAAAUAAUGUACAAUGUAGAUUUUUUGUAUUAUUGCCUAUUUGUGUUACCAGACAAUUUGUUAAUGUAUUUAAUUCUAAUCAGAUAAGAGAAAAAUUACUUUUUAUUUAGUCCUUUUCUUUUACCUUUCAUUUAAUUGUGCAGAGAUUUCUCUGUAUGGGCAACGUGCUGGCAUCAAAGAAUAUCAGUUUACAUAUAUAACGAGUGUAAUAAGAUUCCACCAAAGGACAUUCUAUAUGUUUUCUUGUUGCUUUAACACUGAAAGAUUUCCAAGAAUAAAAAUUCCUGCAUAAACAAUUCCAGGAUCACGUAGUACUAUUUCUUCAGACUUUUUCUGGGGGUGAUAGAUGAUUGUACCGUCUGAUACAUGGUAGAAAAACAGAUUCAACAGUGAAGAUUACUGCAUGAAAAUCUAACCUGGUUUUAAUUUUUACUGUAUUUCUGCAAACCAUUUUAAACAAACUUGCCUAAGGAAAAUUUCAUCAAAUCCUAAGCGUGGGAGAGGUAUGAAAAGUUGAAUAGUUCUCAUCUUUGUUCUCUCAAGACAUCACAGGAAUUAUUUCAAACUAAUUCACAAAGCAUUACAGAAACUAGUCUUUAUAUCACAGAGUUUUCAUGGAUUUUGGCAGUAACAAAAUAGAUACAGCCACAGCUUGUUUCUCCAAAAGCUUCAUUAAAAUGAUACGUUUAUAUAUGUACUAGUCUGCCUUAGAAACUGCAAAAACAGCAGCAACCAAAAACAUAAGAUUCAACAUUUAAUAGAGUCAAAUUUAAUAUUUAGAAGGACUGUCAAAACGUACAGCAGCUUGUAGAUUAGAAGCGCUGCUCCAGCAAAUAAAGUUGAUGUUAAGUAUUGCCCAGGGUAUAAUAAAUUCUUGCCUUUGCCUUUAUUAGGUCAAUUACUGAGUGUGACAGAAAUUAAUAGCAAGAAAAGAUAGGUAAGCCAAAACCUCAGCAGUGUUUCAAAGCCCUGGAAAAAAAUAAAUAAAUAAAUAAAUCAAGAGGCACCAAGACUGUGUGAAUUCAUUUCCUGGCAAUUUUCAUCAUAAUGGCUUUAAAUAGUUUACCAACAUAAUCACCUCAUCUAGAAAACAGUUAAUUAGCAAAAAAAAAAAAAUCCUGAGAGAAAUAAAUUUUACCUGGUUGCCGGUGAGCAGAGCAGAAUUUAGGGCACUGCCUUCUUGGAUAAGCUCUUUUGCUGAGGAAUGUUUUUCAGGCCAGUACUUACUCUCAAGAAACAGGCAGACACAGCAGGCCUUCAUUUCUUAAAGAUUCUGAUGACUGCAGCAAUUCAGAUUCACUGCAAAUUCACUGCAAUACAGAGGUUGUCACCUUGACCUUCCAUGUAGAAUGUUUACUGCUCACACCAGAAUUCUCUUUUGGUGGGUGGGCUACGAUAAGAAUAAGACAAAUUUAGAGCUUGGGUGUCUACUAGCCAUGGUCUACAUUAGAUUACAGGUAUACAUUAAAAGAAUGUUCACAAUAAUAAACGGAAAAUUAUAAUGCAGACUCAAUGAAAAAUAUAGGUGCUAAUACAGGUAAAGGCAUUAGCUAUAAUUAAAUAGACUUCUAAUAUUAAAAUGUGUAUUUUAAUUUUUCUUACGUUUUAUUAGCACAGACCAAAUUUGUGUUGUGUAAUAACUGGAAAAGAUGCACUUAAACUGCCAUUACGAACUCAAGACUUUGUGAAAGUGCUAAGAAAGCAUGUUAUGCACGUUUAGUUAGAUGGAUGAGAUUCUGCCAGCAGUGCUGAAGUGUAGCAAAUAUCAGAUUGUAAUCAAUUCAGUUUCAUU
This is a messenger RNA of Lagopus muta (rock ptarmigan), 4931 nucleotides long. RefSeq names its product netrin G1 (gene NTNG1). Bases 693 to 2438 code for a protein of 581 amino acids. NCBI's taxonomy places the organism in Eukaryota, Metazoa, Chordata, Aves, Galliformes, Phasianidae. Gene Ontology annotation, molecular function: cell-cell adhesion mediator activity. The record is from RefSeq and is a predicted model, not a curated record. The transcript is spliced from 10 exons.